Molecule: messenger RNA, 1218 nt
Organism: Aspergillus uvarum CBS 121591
Lineage: Eukaryota; Fungi; Ascomycota; Eurotiomycetes; Eurotiales; Aspergillaceae
Product: MBL fold metallo-hydrolase
Exons: 2
Coding region: 32-1123 (363 amino acids)
Source: RefSeq, a predicted model, not a curated record
CACAGAAAUCACUACACCAUCCAGUCACAAUAUGCCCCAAAUCGACAUAAACAUCCCCGCCUCCGGUAACACCGUGGAAGUGGGCAUCAUCGACACAACCGCCAGAAUCCAUGGUCCUCCCGGAAUCUUUGUCGCACCGGAAGUUGGCGGCUUCAAGGACCUCAAGGCCGGCGCGUAUGCAUUCUUGGUCGAGAACAAGUCCCUAAACAAGCGGGUUCUUUUCGACUUGGGCAUCCGCAAGGACUGGGAGAACCUGGCCAAACCUUUAUACGACCGCCUAAAGAACAUGUUCAGCAUCGCCAUCGAGAAAGACGUAGCCGAGAUUCUGACCGACCAUGGCAUCGCAUUGGACACCGUCGAUGCGAUAAUUUGGAGCCAUACGCAUUUCGACCACGUCGGCGACGCCUCCACCUUCCCGUCCUCAACCUCGCUGGUAGUUGGACCAGGUGUAUCCGCUGCCUCGCUGCCGGCCUACCCUUCCAACCCGGCGAGUGAACUGCUGGAGUCGGAUGUCGCCGGGCGCGCCCUGGGGGAAAUCCCCGCGGAGCAGUUCACCCUCCGGGUCGGUGGGUUCCGAGCCCACGAUUACUUCGGGGACGGCUCGUUCUACCUCCUCGAUGUGCCAGGCCACGCAGUCGGGCAUGUAUGCGGUCUAGCCCGCACCACCAACAGCACUGGCAAUGACAGCGAAGCAACCAGCUCAGACACAUUCAUCCUCAUGGGCGCAGACACAAUCCACCACGCGGGCCAGCUCCGUCCCUCGGAGCAUGUUCCCUUGCCCGACCGGAUCACACCAAGCCCCUACACCGGCGUCUCGGUGCCCUGUCCCGGCGAGAUCUUCGCGGCAAUCCACCCAUUCCCCGAAAAGUACCAGACCUCUGCGUUCUACCACGUCCACAUCUUCCCCAACGGCAGAAGCGUAGCGGCGGAUCCGGAUGAAGCGGAGCGAAGCGUGGGCUCAUUGACCGCAUUCGAUGGCGCAAGCAAUGUCUUUGUGGUGUGCGCACACGACACGAGCUUGGAGGGAGUGGUGGAGACCUUCCCUGCAAGUGCCAAUGGGUGGAAGGCGGCCGGGUGGAAGGAGACGGCCAGAUGGCGGUUCUUGCGGGACUGGAAGGUUUAGUGCGAGUGAAUGUAUCUUUGCUAAGGGGAAUUAUGGGCUCGUUGUAUAAUAUAAUAUACGAUAGUGUAGGUUGACGUAGCGAUUGAUAUCUCCGC